UUAGCGGGCCCCUGCGCAGUUUUCCUUCCAAGGCCGCCGACCCCGCCCGCCGGCUUGCCAACCUGCCCGCCCCGCUCCGCGCCACGCAGGAGAAGGCGCCCGGGGACGCCGAGCGAGCGGCCGAGAGGAGCGCGGCCCGGGCCAGCUCCGGCGCUAGCGCUGCGGCUCGUAGCGGAGGACUACAGCGACAAGGACGAGGGCCCGCUCGCCGUCCUCCCUGCGUGCGCCGCCGCUCCUUGCGGCUGGCCGGCCCUCGGGAGUGCCGGCGAGGAAGAGAUAUUGGAGUAAUGAUGAUUGUGGAUUCUUCUGUGGGAUUAGAAGCCACGCCUAUUGUGAUUGGAAAACUCCGGGAAUAACAGCAGACAUGGAUGAACAGGCUCUUUUAGGGCUAAAUCCAAAUGCUGAUUCCGACUUUAGACAGAGGGCCCUGGCUUAUUUUGAGCAGUUAAAGAUUUCUCCGGAUGCUUGGCAGGUGUGCGCGGAGGCUCUGGCGCAGAAGACGCACAGUGAUGAUCACAUAAAGUUUUUCUGCUUCCAAGUAUUAGAACAUCAAGUUAAAUACAAGUACUCAGAACUCAGCACAGCUCAGCAGCAGCUGAUCAGGGAGACGCUCCUGUCAUGGCUUCAGGCUCAGAUGCUGAAUCCCCAACCAGAGAAGACCUUUAUACGAAACAAAGCAGCCCAAGUGUUCGCCUUGCUUUUUGUUACAGAGUAUCUCACUAAAUGGCCCAAGUUUUUUUUUGACAUUCUCUCAGUUGUGGACCUAAACCCAAGGGGCGUGGAUCUGUAUCUGCGCAUCCUCAUGGCCAUUGAUUCAGAGUUGGUGGACCGUGAUGUAGUUCAUACAUCAGAGGAGGCUCGCAGGAAUACUCUGAUAAAAGAUACCAUGAGAGAACAGUGCAUUCCAAAUCUGGUGGAGUCGUGGUACCAGAUUCUACACAAUUACCAGUUCACCAACUCAGAAGUGCUGUGCCAGUGCCUGGAGGUAGUGGGGGCUUACGUCUCGUGGAUAGACUUGUCCCUCAUAGCCAAUGAUAGGUUUAUAAAUAUGCUGCUAAGUCACAUGUCAGUAGAAGUUCUACGGGAGGAGGCGUGCGACUGUUUAUUUGAAAUCGUGAAUAAAGGGAUGGACCCUGUGGAGAAGAUGAAACUGGUAGAGUCCUUGUGUCAAGUGUUGCAGACUGCCGGGUUUUUCAGCAUUGACCAGGAAGAAGAUUUGGACUUCGUGGCCAGGUUUUCUAAGCUGGUAAAUGGAAUGGGACAGUCCUUAAUAGUUAGCUGGACUAAAUUAAUUAAGAAUGGGGCUGUCAAGAAUGCUCAAGAGGCACUCGAAGCUAUUGAGACAAAAGUUCCACUUAUGUUACAGCUGCUAGUUCAUGAGGAUGAUGAUAUUUCCUCCAACAUUAUUGGAUUUUGUUACGAUUAUCUGCAUAUUUUGAAACAGCUUUCAGUGCUCUCAGAUCAGCAAAAAGCUAAUAUAGAGGCAAUCAUGUUGGCCGUUAUGAAAAAAUUGACUUAUGAUGAAGAAUAUAACUUUGAAAAUGAAGGUGAAGAUGAAGCCAUGUUUGUAGAGUACAGAAAACAGCUGAAGUUGCUGUUGGACAGACUCGCUCAGGUGUCCCCGGAGCUAGUGCUGGCUUCUGUUCGCAGAGUGCUGAGUGCCACACUGCAGAACUGGCAGACUACACGCUUCAUGGAGGUUGAGGUGGCAGUAAGAUUGCUGUACAUGCUGGCAGAAGCUCUCCCAGUGUCACAUGGUGCUCACUUCUCAGGUGACGUUUCAAAAGCUAGUGCUUUGCAGGACAUGAUGCGAACGUUGGUGACAUCAGGUGUCAGCUCCUAUCAGCACACGUCCGUGACUCUGGAGUUCUUUGAAACUGUUGUUCGAUAUGAGAAGUUUUUCACUGUUGAACCUCAGCACAUUCCGUGUGUACUAAUGGCUUUCUUAGACCACAGGGGUCUGUGGCAUUCCAGUGCUAAAGUCCGGAGCAGAACUGCCUACCUGUUUUCUAGAUUUGUCAAAUCUCUCAAUAAACAAAUGAACCCUUUCAUUGAGGAUAUUUUGAAUAGAAUACAAGACUUAUUAACCCUUUCUCCACCUGAGAAUGGUUACCAGUCCUUGCUGAGCAGUGACGACCAACUCUUCAUUUACGAAGCAGCGGGCGCACUGAUUGUUAGCAGUGACUACCCAGCAGAGAACAAGCGGGCCUUGAUGAAGGACCUCCUGACGCCGCUGAUGGAGAGGUUCAAGGUUCUCUUGGAAAAACUGAUGAUGGCUCAAGAUGAAGAGAGGCAAGCGUCUCUUGCAGAUAGUCUCAGCCAUGCAGUGGGAUUUGCCAGUCGAACCAGCAAGGCUUUCAGCAACAAGCAGACUGUGAAGCAGUGCGGCUGCUCCGAGGUUUACCUGGACUGUCUGCAGACGUUCUUGCCGGCGCUCAGCUGCCCGCUACAGAAGGACACUCUGCGGAGCGGGGUCCGUACUUUCCUCCAUCGCAUGAUCAUUUGCCUGGAGGAGGAGGUUCUUCCCUUCAUCCCGUCUGCCUCAGAGCACAUGCUCAAAGACUGCGAAGCCAAAGACCUGCAGGAAUUCAUUCCACUCAUCAACCAGAUUACAGCCAAGUUUAAGAUUCAGGUGUCCCCAUUUUUACAGCAGAUGUUCAUGCCCCUGCUUCAUGCCAUUUUUGAAGUGCUGCUGCGACCCGCAGAAGACAACGACCAGUCCGCUGCGCUGGAGAAGCAGAUGCUGAGGAGGAGCUACUUCGCCUUCCUGCAAACAGUCACUGGCAGUGGAAUGAGCGAAGUGAUCGCCAAUCAAGGUGCAGAGAAUGUAGAACGUGUGCUGGUUACCGUUAUCCAAGGAGCCGUUGAGUAUCCAGAUCCGAUUGCACAGAAAACAUGUUUUAUCAUUCUCUCAAAGCUAGUGGAGCUCUGGGGAGGCAAAGAUGGACCAGUGGGAUUUGCUGACUUUGUUUAUAAACACAUUGUCCCUGCAUGUUUCCUGGCCCCUCUGAAGCAGACCUUUGACCUGGCUGAUGCGCAGACUGUGUUGGCGCUUUCUGAGUGUGCUGUGACUCUGAAAACAAUUCAUCUCAAACGGGGCCCUGAAUGUGUGCAGUACCUUCAACAAGAGUACCUGCCCUCCUUACAAGUCGCUCCAGAAAUAAUUCAGGAGUUCUGUCAAGCACUUCAGCAGCCUGAUGCUAAAGUUUUUAAAAAUUACCUAAAGGUGUUCUUCCAGAGAGCAAAGCCCUGAGGACUGGGUUUCCCUGUCCUGUGUCAUGACCAGGAGUUCCAGCUAAUAAUUUAUAAAGAAGCAGUUUUUGUGUGCCAUUCACAUUCGUCUUUUAACAUUGUUUUGGGCGUAUUGCUGUGAUGUGGGACUUUAUGUAAAUGGGUGUAAUUUUUCCCUAAAUGCAGGUAUGUGGCAAUUACCUGCAUGCCAAUUUAAACUGUUUAUAUAAGACAUAGCUUUAUCCUAGUACCUUAACUUUUUCUUUAUAUGAAACUCUAAAGUUCUUUAUAAAAAAAAACUAUAACAGUGGGAAACUGACUCUAACAAUUGAAUGUAAAGUUGGAAAUGUUCAGUUUUAUGUGUGGAGACACAAACUAUGGGGUAACAAUCAAAACGUAGUUUUUUUUCUGUAGAUAGCCAUUACAUUUCUUUAAACUGUCUCAAUGCCAGUGGGUAUUCUAUAAGAGAAUGGGUUCCUAAAUUAGUUGGUUUAAAAGUAGGUGCUGGUGUUACACAUUUUUUAUAAAAAAUAAAUUUUACAUAGUGAAAUAUACCAAGUCUUUUCCAGAAUUAUUAUAAAUAGCCUCAUUUUCCCAGCAUAAUCACUCUCUGAUUUCCCACCUAGAUGUUUGCAGACAUGAAUGUGGAUGCCUUACUUCAUUGACUGUAUCCUUAAAGGUCACUCAACGGAAGUCUGUUAAGUUAGUCUUUUAAAUGCACUAGAAACAGGCUCUGUGAAUCUAUGAUAGGAUUAUAAAUCCCAAUGUUUUUCUAUGAUAUUAGGUGUUCAUAGAGCAUAGUAAGUACACUUGGGUUUUUGUUUGUUUGUUUUUGCCUUGAGACAGGGUCUCGCUAUAUAGACCAGACUGGCUUCAAAUUCACAGAGAUCUGCCUGUCUCUGCCUCCUAGCUGCUGGGAUUAAAGUUGUGAACCACCAGGUCUGACCACUUGUGUGUUUGAUUUUGUAGUCAGUUACUGCUUAAUUACUACAGGUAUUGCUGUGUGCUACAGGAGAGGGCGAGGAGAAAAGUGGUGGGGACUGCAGGAGGGUGGGACAGAGGGACAGGACUGCAGUAGCACAGCUGCAGACCCUGAAGGCCUGCGUCUCACUCCCAAGCCCUCCCCAGCACCACAUAAAAGUAAAGGAGCAUCAGAGGUCCCAGGCCUUCCUCAGAUGCAUAGUGAGUUUGAGGCGAACCUGCCUAGAAUUGUAGUAAAUAAAAGCCUGCUGGCUUUGAGAGGGAGUUGUGAGUAUAUUUCUUAGUGGCAGAGUGCUCGCUUGAGGAUCUAGUACCACAGAACAGGGAGGAGACAAAAAGAUUUCAGGAGGGAUUUGUGUGUUUUCUAUGGAUUUGUGACCAUAGAUUCCCUAAAAUAUUUUUAAAACGUGUGAGUGUGUGUGUGUGUGUUCAUCUGUGUAUGGGGUGGGUGGGGUUGAUAAGAACCCUCUUUAUUGAGAGCGUCUUCCACUGAACCUGGAGCUGUUUAGCUAGGUUGGCUGGCCCACGAGACAGUCCUCAGCUCCCAGAGUUUAUGUGGGUGCUGGGGACCUAAAUUCAGGUUCUCAUUCUCAUUCAACCAUUUACCUGCUGAGCCCCCCCCCCUCCGAUUUUACUCUAAAUUGUGCACAAGAAUCUUUUUCUGAUUUAAGUUCACAAGAAAUAGCAUUUCCUACAUUAUAAAAUAAAGGCAGUAAAAUUGACAGCUAGGAAUAGUCUUUUAUUGAAUGAUAAAAAUAGAUAGUGAAGUGUAUAUAACACUUCAGGAAAUAAUGGAUUUUUAAAAAUGGGAAAGUGGGCCAGGUUUGGUGGCUCAUGCUUAUAAUCACAGCCUUUAGAGGAUGCUAGGGCCAGUCUGGGCUAGAGUGAGAUUUGGUUUCAAAAACAACAACAACAACAAAAAAAAAAGACCAAGACAAGCAAAACUAGGUGUUUCCUGCUGUUUUCCUGUGCACUCUGAGAUGCAGUGGCAUCUGUUGCAACAGUGUGAUUGUGCAAGGUGUUGUAGUUAGGAGCACCUCAGAGUAGUGAAGAUUUGUGUACUGUGGACUCGGGACCCAUGCACCACUCACACCAGUAACUGAUUUUAGGACCUUGAGCAAGUUAAAUGACUUCUUCCUGCCUUGGUUUCCCCCUCAGAAAUGGGGAAAAUAAUGGUAGCUACCUCAUAACUUGUUAAGAAUUCAAUGAGUUAAAACAUAGGUCUCAGUAUUAACUUGUAUUACUGUACUAUUGAACCCACACAUGGCUCUCUAAAGCCCUAAAAUAGAUUCACAUGUCUUUAGACCUAAGGAAUCAGAGUGUAUAAGUAAGGAACUUCAUGUCAAUGUAAUCAUGUAUAAGAAUGCUCAUCUUCAUUCCUUGAGGUUACUGCCAUGAUAGGAGACUGGUCCCAUCAUUCAGUAAGUACCUUAUUUUUAAAAGCAAGCACCCAAAUAAUUGUCUCAAGAGUGAAUCUCAUUUGUUACAGGUGAGAAGACAGGCGAAAAACAUACAGGGUUUUUUGGUGCCUGAUUUAUGGUCCUGUGCCUAACCGUUUGUUUCAGUCUCGAUGCUUGCUAAUGGGAUCACAGGUGGCUUGACUUUUUAAGAAAGUACUAUGUGGUAUUUUAAUGUGUAUCACUUAUGUGGUAAACAUGUGAAGUCCUUUGGCUUAUAUUUUCUCCAUAAUUUUUGAGCUGUGGGUUUUUCUGUUGGAAGAAACUUGGAUGCUCAUGUCAUCAGAACUGAAAUAGGUUUUAAUUGUAAGCAGACAGUGCAUUUGCUGUUAGAAUGAUUUCAUUGCCUAAACUGUUUAAAAUUCUAAUAAAAUAACUUUGUUUCUAAGAA
Arvicola amphibius (Eurasian water vole) is the source of this 6060-nucleotide messenger RNA. RefSeq names its product exportin for tRNA (gene Xpot). The transcript has 25 exons. Gene Ontology annotation, biological process: tRNA re-export from nucleus; intracellular protein transport. Gene Ontology annotation, cellular component: cytoplasm; nuclear pore; nuclear matrix. The coding region runs from base 365 to 3253 and encodes 962 amino acids. The record is from RefSeq and is a predicted model, not a curated record. NCBI's taxonomy places the organism in Eukaryota, Metazoa, Chordata, Mammalia, Rodentia, Cricetidae. Gene Ontology annotation, molecular function: small GTPase binding; tRNA binding.